AUGGAUUUCGCUCUCCAGGUGUACAUUAUAUUUCCUUAUAUCACAUCCUUCUGUUUAGCCUGGGACUACAGUGAUCCAAGUACCUGGUCCUCUACCUACAGUAAUUGUGGGGGGACGAGUCAGUCCCCCAUUGCCCUGACGGAAUCCUCCAUGACCCCUGCCACGUUCGAGGGUUUUUCACUGACAGAUGAAGAUGUAACAUUGACUGCUACACUCAGUAACAAUGGACACUCGGCAAAGGUGACCUUCACUGAGACUAUAACAGUGACGGGAGGGGGACUCGGAGGGAUAUUUAAGGUGGCUCAGUUUCAUUUUCACUGGGGUAACGACUCCAGUAGAGGCUCCGAACACACACUCAAUGGCGCCCAACAUAUUCUACAACCAAUCUGUAUAUUUUAUCCAUCUCCUUGCCCUUUUGAAGUUUCUAGUCGUUUCUACAGACCAAUAAACUCGCUUAGUGUGAAUUUUAUGCCAUCCGACAACAAAUUCACAACAAGCGAGUUUAUUGGUCUGUAG
This is a messenger RNA of Saccostrea echinata, 516 nucleotides long. Its product is annotated as carbonic anhydrase-like. The record is from RefSeq and is a predicted model, not a curated record. Bases 1 to 516 code for a protein of 171 amino acids. The transcript has 3 exons. Lineage: Eukaryota; Metazoa; Mollusca; Bivalvia; Ostreida; Ostreidae. Gene Ontology annotation, cellular component: plasma membrane. Gene Ontology annotation, molecular function: carbonate dehydratase activity; zinc ion binding.